This is a messenger RNA of Apis mellifera (honey bee), 5431 nucleotides long. Its product is annotated as zinc finger and BTB domain-containing protein 47. Bases 223 to 879 code for a protein of 218 amino acids. The transcript is spliced from 4 exons. Lineage: Eukaryota; Metazoa; Arthropoda; Insecta; Hymenoptera; Apidae. The record is from RefSeq and is a predicted model, not a curated record.
GAUAGCGGGUUCGCGGAGCGUCGGCCAGAGGGCGGUGGGUCUCCAACAACAUGGCCGUCUAAGCAGCCGACACACCGUUGCAACUCUCCACCAAGUUGACCAGUCGUAUUUCGUGGAAACGAAGGAAUUCGCACGGGGAGCCCGACGACACCUCGAUCCCAGAGACGAGCAGGCGAGGAGAAAGCAGUCAAACUGGCGCCGUUCAAGUUCCCCUUCUCAAAAAUGUCAAAGUCGCGCAGCAGCGACAAGGAGGAGCGCGACAACAAGGACAAGGAGAAGGAGUUGGAGGGUGGUAAAACGGGGAGGGAGAAGCAACGCGGGAAGGAGAUGGGGAGAGAGAGCGAGACGGAGGAGGAGGAGGAGGAGGAGAAUCCCGAGGACGAGGAGGAAAACGCGAGGGGGCAAAACGUUCGAUUGCCAAUGAGUCAACUGCAGUUGCAGGCCGGGGGAGAGACUCAAUCCAAUAUAAACUCACCGAUAUUAGCUUCCAACAGCGUGAGGAGCGAGCAAGCGAUACCGAGCUCCCCUCCACCUUCUUACGAGCACGUUAUCGAACAGACACGGUUGGAGCAUGCGGCCGAGGUGCAGAGGUACGAGGGUGGAAACAAUCCCGGGAAUGACGCGUCUGGCGAGGAUAAUAGAACAAAAGCUCCCAAGAUCCUUCACAAGUCGAGCAAAGAGUUGUACAGGGCGGUGGCGAAACAGUGGGGCAUCACUUGCAAGAUGAGCGACCACUGCAGAUGCUUGGACUGUCAGAGCUGCUAUUUCGACUGCGAAUACGACAAGAACGAGAAUCAGAAGACUGAUGGCGGGCUCGGCGCCGGCACGCCGAUGUUCAUUUCCGAGGUGAUGCACGGUUCCGGUUGCGUGCUGUUCUAAAACACCGGAAACGGGCCUCCACAGCGACGACACGGUGCUGCUUUGCCGUGCUUCCGCCGAGGGCACGUGAUCGCACAAACCAGCCUCAUCGUUUUCCUGAUGGAUCGGCAAACCAUGAAUCAGCGGAAACCUCGUCGUGUUCUAUGAUCACGACGAAGAUCAGCUGGGAUCUUUUUUUUUUUUUUCGUAAUCGUAGGUGGAUCUUCGCGAAUUUUUCAUUUGGAUUGGAUUAUUUUGUUAAUGGAAGAAGAGAUAUCCAACGUUGAAAUUUUGAAAGUUUUGGAAGCAAUUGGAAUGGGAAUUGAAAAUUUGAAUAUGAAAUUUCUUGUCUUUGUCAUCGAUGAUUCUUAAAAUGCGAUUGACACAAUUGUUAUUAAUUAUCGUGUAAUUUCGAUAAUUUUGAUUCUCCAAAUGUAAUUCGCGAAGAAAUUGAUUCCGCUUUCGAUACUCGCGCACCGUGAAAUUUUUUCUUUUUUUUUUUUUUUUUUAAACGAUGGCGAGGAUCACCGUCGAGAGGAUAUUUUCGAUAACGUGAAGCGAAACGCAAAUGGAGGUUUGAAGGAAGAAGUUACUUGAAUAAAAAAAAUAUAUCAAAGUCGGAGAGAAGGUUAAAACUUUGUCAAUUGUAUUUUACUCGUUGCAUUCUCACUAGACGAUUGGCAAACGUUCGACCAAUUUGUACAAUAGAGCGUUAGCGUUAACGUAUACAAGCGACCUCGCUGUUGAGAUUGUUCGAAAUUUAUCCACGAAGCGAUAUUGAAUUCUUCGGAAUAAUAAGUUUAGAAAAAAAAGGUCAGUAUCUAUGCUUCGCUCAUAUCUAAACCCCAGAUCUUCGAGAUGAUACUCGAUUAACUUGAUUGUCCGGACCAAUUUUUCAAUAGCGAAAUUCCUUUCGAACUGACUUUGUUUUAAAAAGAAAUCUUUUUCCCCUUUCUUUAACUGGAUUCGUUUCUCGUCUGGGGAAGAAACGAGGGAAAUAAACGUAAGAGUUUAUGUAAAUGUUUAGCCACGUUGUACCUUAAACAAAGUGUAUAAAAUAAUCGAAAUAUUGUCUCGAAAUCCGAUUAAUAUUGUAAAUGAUCACUUUUUGCUUAGCGUUGAAUCGACUCAAAUUAUCCUUCAACUCGAGGAAUGAAGAAGAAUUGCAUAAUUUACACGAGGAAUCCUGUAGAAUUUUCUUUAUAAGAUAAAAAAAGGAAAAGGAAGAAGAAAAAAUGAAAGUUUCUCGGUCUUUCAUAAACGUUAAACGCACACGUAAUUUUUAACUAACUAACUUUUACUGCUAUUUACAUGUUUGGACAACGAUACAACAGGCCUAUUGUUUGAUCAUUUCUUACAUAUCAAUUGCAAUCGAUACUUUGAAGUGAUAAGAAGAAAAUAGAAAAAUUCCAUUCGUACGACUUUUUUCCAUACAACAAAUUCUAUAUAUUGUCUCCUUCUUCAAAGUUAAAAUAUUUUAUCUUUCAAAUAAAUUUUCUCUUUUAAAUAAAAAUUAGAAAGAUUUAUAAUCUAGUUUAUUCUUUCCUAACGGGGACAUCGCAGAAAAAAGAAAAAAUUACGAAAACCUGUUUUCAUUUAUAUAUUUCCAUACAUUAGAUAAGAUAUAUUCACAACUAAAGGAGGACAUCACAGUGAACUGAGGAGAAACGUAUAAAUAGAAUAUAAGUUACAUAAUUCAUCGCUUACUUGCUAUAUAACAAUUAUUAUCGACCGGUAACUUUGAAUAAUUCUCUGGAAACAAUCGGAGGGGGAAAGUUUAUUAAUAAUAACUUUUUAACACGGAGAAUACGGUUUUUUCAGAUAUUAUUCGCGUUAUAGACGAAUGUUAAGAAAGGAGUGAUAUUUCCGGUACCGCUUUCUUUCUAAAGCGAUUCGAGCAGAAAUCAUAGGUUAGGUUUCCACGAUAGAGAAUUAGAAAGCAUACGAAUGCCUCAUUCCUCGAGAAGGAGAUCGAUCGAACGAUUCGAUUCUUUCCGAAACGCGGAUAGCUAUAUGUGUAAUUAUGUCGAUUGUAAUUUACACGGAUUUCCAGAGGAAAUCGAAACUCGAAACACAUGAAAGUAUUAUAGAUCGAGCGUCGAAUACGCGUAUUCAAUGGUGUCUCGUUUGCAUAUAAUUUUUUACUUUGCCACUAGUUUUAUUCCUUUCGAUAUUAUUAAUUUCGUUGUUGAAAAAUAUAUCGUGUACAUGAUUUUUCUCAUAUAGACAAGAAGUAGUUUUGAUUUUCAUCUUCCAUUUAUUUUUCCUUUCUUUUCUUCUUUUUUUCUUUUCCCAUCGAGAUGGAUAAGAUAUCGUUUGAAUUUGCCGCCAUUUUAAAUGUGUCGCCACUUUACCUUGCAUUACAUACAUAUACAAUAUACACACGAAAUAUAACACGAGAAACAUUCUUUCGAUUAUUCAUAUACAAUUGUAUUAAAAAACGUUUUUAUAAAGCUGACAAUUUUUAUAAUUAAUGACAACCAAAAUGGCGGGAUAUUCAAAAUCGAUCAUAUCCUAUAUCAACAAUUUAAUUCUCUCUACUUAUUAAUUUAAUUCGUUAACGUAGCGAUCUAGCGAUUCAACGUCAUCGAUUCUUUGCUUUGGGAAAAUUUGAAUUGUCGUUCAAAGGCAAGCCUUCAAAAUGGCCGCGCGAUAGCCACGGCCGUUACAUCGCUUUUUUUUUUUUCGAGAAUUCUAUCCGUAACCUUGUGCUCGUUGCAAACUCGUCGAGCGAUUCAGCAGCGAGAAAGUGCUACGAACGAGGUAAAAAUCUCGACGACACGAUCGUCCCCACGUUGUCGAUCGAGUCGAAUCUGAAACAUAAUACAGUACCUGCCUAUACACUUGUCUUUUUCAAGAUACUGUCGUUCAAUGAUACGAGUUCUUUUGUACCUCGCGAAAACGAAACGAAACAAUUAUAUUUCACGUUGAAGAUAGAUCGAUCCCUCCCGCCAUUGCCAAAUCUAUUUCUUCUAUUUCCGAGAAGCAUCCUUUUCUACUUGCUUACUUACUUGAACAAUGAUACAUAAUCCUUUUGUCUGAUCGCGUGGAAACGUGUUAUUCGCCUAAACGAAAAACUGCAUUCCAUAUAAUGAGAGAGAAAGAUGAUGAAAGAUUGUUUAUUUUUUUGUUUCUUUUGAUAAACAAAAAAAAGAAAUGCUGCAUUUUACGUAAUCACAGGAUAAUUUAAAAACUUGUAUAAAUAAGAAGUAUAGAUUAUAUAGGCUUUAUGCUUACGUGCGUAUAUUCGAAGAAGUUAAAUUAAAAAAAAUAUGGAAAUUAUGCGGUUGAUUCGAAAGAAUUUAAAAGAAUAAGAGAAACGUUUUUAAAAACGAUAGGUUGGAUGAAAUUAAUCAUUCUCGAAUCUAUAAUUUCCCCCGGAAUCUGUAAUAUUGAAAAACUUUUAAUAUCAAAGUUACGCAACGAAAUGGAAACACGGUUUCUCGCCGUGACGCGAGAAUAACUUGUCGCGCGAAUUACAUAAUUUUCACUACUAGCAAAACUCUGGAUCGUUUCCACUCGGCAACGCAACACCUGAUCAACGCUGCACACGAUUAUUUCAUUUACGAUUAAUCGAAAUUCUCUCUAAUGAAGCUUGCGUAUAUUAUAUUAUAUGUGUGGAGAGGGGUGAAGUAGAAAUCGAAAAAAAUUGAAGAAAAAAAAUUAUAUAUAUAUAUAUGUAUGUACAUAUAAGAAGAAAAAAAAUAAAAAAAGAAGAAAAAACUGAGAAAAAGAAUAAGAUGUGUAUGCAUAGUAUUUUUCUGGGCCACGAAUUUUUCAUUCAUGUCGUCGGACCCUUGUAUGACAAAAAAAAAAGAAAAAAUUAAUAAAUAAUAAUAAUGAUAUUAUAAUCUCUAUUCAAGAUAUAAAUAAAUAUAUAUAUAUAUGUAACAUUAUAAAACAUUUAUCGGAAUACAGUUGGAUAUUAUUAUUGCAGACUGAAAAAGAUGUUGAUCCAAUUCGAGGAUGAAGAUCGAAAUAUCGAAUAUUUUCAAACUUGAAAUAAAAUAGGUCUUAAAUGUUUUAAGAUAGUAUCGCGUGGAUAAAGGGAAAGAAAAUGUGUGAAACAAUGGAGUAGAAUAUAUCCUUAAAACAAGAAGCUGUUGUAAAACGUCAAUUCCCUCGCAGAAAGAGAUAUAUACUAUGUAACCCAGAUACUUCUAUAAUUAGCGUGUAAGUCGCAGUUUCGUGUGGCAGACGCGUGUGUCCGUCUGUUUGAAAUUUUUAUAUUUCAAGAUAUUUACACGCACAUCUGAGAUCGCGUCGAAGAUUGCCAUUUCGGCGCAAACGGAAAAGAAGAGGAAAAUAUUCGUUUUAUUCCACCGGAGGGUGGCGGCGAGAGAAGAAAUAAGCAUAAAACUGUAUAACAUCUCGUAGUCGUUGUAACGAGAGCACGCUCGCUAAUCCCUAUUCGUGUCGUGCUCAUAUACAUGUCGUUUAUUCCGCGUAUAUACAUUGUAUAGAGAGUAUAAAGUGAACGAUUAUGGUGAUGCAUCGUUCCAUAGAGAAUAUUGACUGUAAAACUCGAUGUAUUUCUGGUAUGUUCGCACCAAUAAAAAGUGGCCUAAAGAAA